This is a messenger RNA of Capra hircus (goat), 3666 nucleotides long. It is a transcript of the gene NOX5, whose product is annotated as NADPH oxidase 5. The record is from RefSeq and is a predicted model, not a curated record. The transcript is spliced from 17 exons. Gene Ontology annotation, cellular component: NADPH oxidase complex; plasma membrane. Lineage: Eukaryota; Metazoa; Chordata; Mammalia; Artiodactyla; Bovidae. Gene Ontology annotation, molecular function: superoxide-generating NAD(P)H oxidase activity; calcium ion binding. Gene Ontology annotation, biological process: defense response; superoxide anion generation. The coding region runs from base 83 to 2494 and encodes 803 amino acids.
AUAAACUGUGGGCUUCAGGAUGCGGGCUGCUGUACGGACAGCAGCCUUUCCGGGACCAGUGGUCUAAAAGAUAGUGAAGAAGAUGAGUGCUCUGGGAGACACAGCCUGGACAGACUCUGAAGGCUUCAGAGGCACCAUGAAUGCCGAGGAGGACGCCAAGUGGCUUCAGUGGGUGACGCACCAGUUUAAGACCAUUGCAGGAGAAGAUGGGGAAAUCAACCUGCAAGAUUUCAAAAAAGCCCUGAAGGUGAAAGAGUCUUUCUUUGCUGAGAGAUUCUUCAUCCUGUUUGACUCGGAUGGAAGUGGCACCAUCACACUUCAGGAGCUGCAGAAGGCACUGACCCUGCUCAUCCACGGCAGCCCCAUGGACAAACUCAAAUUCCUCUUCCAGGUGUAUGACGUCGACGGCAGCGGCUCCAUCGACCCUGACGAGCUGCGCACCGUGCUGCAGUCGUGCCUGUACGAGAGCGCCAUCUCGCUGCCCCAGGAGAAGCUAGACCAGCUGACGCUGGCGCUCUUCGAGUCAGCCGACAAGGACUGCAGCGGCACCAUCACCUUCGAGGAGCUCCGAGACGAGUUGCAGCGCUUCCCCGAGGUCAUGGAGAACCUGACCAUCAGUGCUGCUCACUGGCUAACGCCUCCAGCUCCCCAGCGACACCGGCGCCAACCUCGCCCGCUGACCUCUGCCUACUGGCACAACCACCGCAGCCAUGCGCUCUGCCUGGCCGUCUUUGUGGGCCUCCACGUGCUGCUGUUUGCCCUGGCAGCUCAUGCCUACCGGGCCUUGGGAGCCAGCAUCAUGGUGGCCAAGGGCUGCGGCCAGUGCCUCAACUUUGACUGCAGCUUCAUCGCGGUGCUGAUGCUCAGGCGCUGCCUCACGUGGCUCCGGGCCACGUGGCUGGCUCAGGUCCUGCCGCUAGACCGCAACAUCCAGUUCCACCAGCUUAUGGGCUACGUGGUGGUUGGGCUCUCCCUGGUGCACACCGUGGCCCACGUGGUGAACUUCGCGCUCCGGGCUCAGUCUGAGGCCAGCCCCUUCCGGUUUUGGGAAUUCCUGCUCACCACGAGGCCUGGCAUCGGCUGGGUCCACGGCUCGGCCUCCCCGACUGGCGUGGCUCUGCUCCUGCUGCUGCUCCUCAUGUUCGCCUGCUCCAGCUCCUGUGUCCGCAGGAGUGGCCACUUUGAGGUGUUCUACUGGACUCACCUGUCCUACCUCCCCAUGUGGCUCCUGCUCAUCCUGCAUGGGCCCAACUUCUGGAAGUGGCUGCUGGUCCCUGGCACGUUGUUCUUCCUGGAGAAAACCAUCAGCCUGGCAGCGUCCCGCAUGGCAGCCCUGCACAUCGUGGAAGUCAAUCUCCUCCCUUCCAAGGUCACUCAUCUCCUCAUCAAGAGGCCCCCUCUUUUCCACUACAGACCUGGUGACUACUUGUAUCUGAACAUCCCCAGCAUCGCACGCUAUGAGUGGCACCCCUUCACCAUCAGCAGUGCUCCUGAGCAAAAAGACACCAUCUGGCUACACAUCCGGUCGGAGGGUCAGUGGACCAACAGGUUGUUUGAGUCCUUCAAGAAAUCAGACCCAGUGUUAUGUGGUCCCAAGAGGCUCUCAAGGAGCUUGGAGAUGAAGAGGAGUCAGAAGAAGCCCCGGGACUUGCAGCGCCAGCCCAUCGAUUUCGGAGCCUCAGCACAGGGUGCAGUAGCCUCCAACAAGGAGGUGAUUGUGGAGCUGACAUCCUACCGGCCGCGGGGAGCUCCGUGGCAGGGACACGAAGGCCUGGUGAACACGGGGACAAAGGACAGGACUCAGGCACAGAGAGAAGCUACAGCCCAGGACCCGGCCCUGGUCUGUGAGAUGCCCUCUGAGAACCACCAGUUCUGUAACAUCAAGUGCUACAUCGAUGGCCCUUAUGGGACCCCCACUCGCAGGAUCUUUGCCUCCGAGCAUGCUGUGCUCAUUGGUGCAGGCAUUGGCAUCACACCCUUUGCCUCCAUCCUGCAGAGCAUCUUAUACAGACACCAGAAGAGAAAGCACGUUUGUCCCAAUUGCCAGCACUCCUGGAUGGAUAGUGCUCAGGACGAGGACAUGAAACUCCACAAGGUGGACUUCAUCUGGAUUAACCGAGACCAGCAGUCUUUCGAGUGGUUUGUGAGCCUGCUGACCAAACUGGAGAUGGACCAGGCAGAGGAGCCACAGGAGGGCCGAUUUCUGGAGCUGCACAUGUACAUGACCUCUGCGCUGAGCAAGAACGACAUAAAGGCCCUUGGUCUGCAGAUGGCCCUCGACCUCCUGGCCAAGAAGGAGAAGAAGGAUUCCAUCACGGGCCUCCAGGCACGCACCCAGCCUGGGCGGCCUGAUUGGAACAAGGUGUUCCAGAAGGUGGCUGCUGAGAAGAAAGGCAAAGUGCAGGUCUUCUUCUGUGGCUCCCCAGCUCUGGCCAAGAUCCUCAAGGGCCACUGUGAGCAGUUCAGCUUCAAGUUUUUCCAAGAGAACUUCUAGCCCUGCCCCUCCCAGCUCUGCCCCAACCCACUGCCUGCCAGCCUGAUCAGACUGCUGCUAGUGCCUUGCAGGGACCAGCCUCAAGAGGACCCAGCGAAUCCAGCUUCACGUGCAGAACAGGAGGCCCUAGGAGGCAGACGGACUUCCUUGAGAGCCCAGGGAGAGGGCGGGGCCUUGUGGGGUGCUGCUGUGAGUUUGGGAAUUGCUGUGAGGCUGGGCAGACUUGGCUGGGGGGUAGAGGGGUGGAGGUGACAUGGUUGAGGGGUACAGGGGGCCUUCCCAGACCAACCCCUUCUCCAGAAGUCCUCUGAGGACAUCUUCCCUCCUCCUACAGUUGUCCCAGACCCACCUGAUCAUCACGGUCAUUCUGGAACUUACACACACACAGCAUUUUAUUAUGAAAACUUUCAAACAUACAGAAAUUUAAAGACUUGUCCAGGGAACAGUGUUACCCACUGUCCGGAUAUCCUCAGUUAACAUUUUGCUAUAUUUGACUUAGUACGUAUUUUCCAUCUCCCCUUCCCUCUGUUCAUCCAGGCUAUCCUAUUUUUCUGAUGCAUUUCAAAGCACACCUUACUACUCAGAGGAACUUUCUUUAAAGGUAGAUUCCUGGGACCCAUGCCCAGAAAUUCUGAUUCUGCAGAUCUGGGGUUGAGACCUGGAAUGUGUGUUUUAUACAGAAUCCAUGUCCAUAGGGAGUGAUGAGCAGCUAAUUUUCCCUUCUCUUUAUGUUGUUGUCUUCCCAUCUCUCUUUAUAUUGUGUCCUUUUUCUUCUCUCUGCCUAUCUCUUUGUAUCUCUCCCCUGUGUGUGUCCCUUCCUUACUCGGCAUGAUGCUUUUCCCUUCUCUCUACACACUGAGUCAUUAGAGAAGUGGGAUGGAGACAGAGUCUCUCUCCAUGGAGGUCACAGAGAAGUCCGGUGCCUGAGAAUCUGACAGGUUGUAACUUGUAGCUCAGUUCUGCUGUGCCCCAGUGGUGUGGCCCUGGAAACCUCCCCAAGCUUGUUUCUUCAUCUGAAGGAUGGGCCUGAUGCCCCACCUGCCUGAUCACUGUUGCUGGGGGUGAAAUGAGACAUCACCAGUAGUGCUCAGGACGUUCAUCCUCUGUCCCUGGGUGGCUCUUUAUUGCUCCAGCAUCUGAGUCUCUGCAUCUUCUCUCUACUUCAUGAAAGU